CACUUUAGUCGCGAGCUGUAGCGGUGGCGGCUCGCGCGGUUCGUACUUGUAUAUUAGCGCGGUUGUCGUUGUUGCGGUCUCGCUUGCUGCCGACGACCAGUGCGCGUAUCUCUGCGCGGCGUUUCAACCGUUCGGUGAAAGUGCGCACGCUUUUGAAUCUUUCCCGCGCGAACGAAAAGAUUAUUUUCGUGUCGAAUUGCGGCGCGUGUCUGGGAGCGGGAGAACGCAGACAGCGAGGCGUGCCUUUGUUGAACGACUCGACGACCACCACCGAUCGACCAUGAGAUACAAGGUAAACGAUCCGGAGAGCGCCGCCGACGACACGAGGAGAAGCUCGGCGCCGACCUCCUGGGAGCAGCAGCAUCAGCAGGACGAGAAGAGCGCGCGAGCCAAGGAAACGAAGCUAAUAAUCGUAGUUGGUCUGCUGGCCGUGGCGGUGAUUGCCCUCGUAAUCACGCUCACCCUGCAAAUCGCCGUGUUUGGCGCUGGACACGAGUACAAGGAGAUGUGCCAGACAGAGGAGUGCGUCAAGACAGCGGCGCGAGUGAUCGAGAGCUUGAACAAAAGCGUCGAGCCGUGCGACGACUUUUACAAGUUUGCCUGCGGCGGCUGGAUCGCCAGGAAUCCGAUACCCCAGAGCCAGACGUCCUGGGACCAAUUGAGUCGCUUGCGCGAGGAGUUGCUGAAGAAUCUGCGGAUCUUGCUCGAAGAGCCGGAUCAUCAAGACGAUCCCAAGUCUGUCAAGAUGGCGAGGACGUUUUACAGGACGUGCAUGGACACUGCGAGCGUCGAGGCGUUGGGUCUGGAGCCUAUCCUCGGUGUGUUCGACCGUUUGGGCUUGCCGAGGGAGCUGCCGAUGGACAACGGUAGCGCGCCGGAUUUGGAUCUGGCGCGUCUGUCCGGCGAGUUGAGGCGCAAUCUCGGCCUCAACUUUCUCCUCAACUUCCACGUGAGCGAGGACGUUCGGGAUACAACGAGGAAUCGCAUGAUGAUGGAGCAACUGACGUGGGGAUUCAGCGAGAACUACCUGCUCGACCCGGCGCGCUUCCGCACGGAGCUGCAGGAGUACAAGAAGUACAUCAAGGCGAUGCUGGCGCUGAGCGGAGCGGGCGAGCGGAGCGCCGAGUUCGCCGAGGAGCUGCUCGACUUCAGCACGUCCGUCGCCAAGAUUCUGUCGACGCCGGAGGAACGUCGAAGUGUCAAUCACCUGUUUCACGAGGUGUCUGUCGUCGAGCUCCAGCAGUUGACAGACAUGUAUGCCGCGCAGUGGAACUGGACGACCUAUCUGAGCAGCGUGUUCAACAGGACGAACGUGACAAUAUCAGCGGAGAAGGAUAGGGUGAUUGUGAUGGACUUGAACUAUCUGCAGAAGCUGCCGCAGCUGCUCGCCGCGACGCCUAGACCGAUCCUUGCGCGGGCGGCAUGGUGGAGCGUGUACUCGACGAUAGCCCCGCUGACGCUGCAGCGCUUCCGCGACCUGGGCUUCGAGUUCUCCCGCAAGGUGUUCGGCCUGAAGGAGAAGCUGCCACUGUGGAAGAGGUGCAGUGGCAACGUCAACUCGGAGUUCGGCAUGGCGCUCAGCUACGUGUACGUGAAGAAGCACUUCGACGAGGAAUCUCGUGAGAAGGCAUUGAAAAUGCUGAUGGACGUGCGCGCGGCUUUCGACAGCAUGGUGUCGGAACUGGAUUGGAUGGACGUGAAGACGCGGACCAAGGCACACAUUAAGCUGCACGCCAUGCGGCCGUUCGUCGGCUUCCCCGAGUGGAUCGCCGAGCGCGACCAGCUCGACAAGUUCUACAGCAACGCCAGCGUGCUGGAAGGUCGCCUGUUCGAGACGUACAUCAGGCUGACGGACAGGGACGUGAAGAAGCAGCUGAACAGCCUGCGCGAAAAGCCAGACAAGAACCGGUGGAUCAGCAGCGGCACCACUGUCAAUGCCUUCUACAAUACCAUUCUCAACUCCGUCACGUUCCCCGCCGGCAUCCUGCACCCUCCGUUCUACGGCAACGGCCUCGAAUCCAUAAACUACGGGGCGAUAGGCGCGAUAAUGGGCCACGAGCUAACGCACGGCUUCGACGACCAAGGGAGGCGGUACGACGAGAAUGGUAAUCUGCGGCAAUGGUGGAGCGACCAGACGCUGCGCCACUAUCAGGACAAAGUCGAGUGCAUUAUCAAGCAGUACAGCGGCUACCAUCUGCCCGAGCUCGGCAACAAUUUCACCGUGAACGGCAUCAACACCCAGGGUGAAAACAUCGCGGACAACGGGGGUAUACGAGAGGCUUACCGAGCGUAUCAGAAGCUCAAAUCAAGGAGCCCCAAUCAGCAGCUCUCCCUGCCCGGCCUCGUCGACUACACUCAGGACCAACUGUUCUUCCUCGGAUUCGCUCAGGUAUGGUGCGGUAACCAGACGUCGGGCGCUUUAAAGUCACAACUGGUUGAGGGUGUGCACGCUCCCAACCACUUCAGGGUGAUCGGCACUUUAUCCAACAAUGCUGAAUUCGCUGCUGCCUGGAAAUGUCCCACGGGAACUCCCAUGAAUCCCGAGCACAAGUGUAUUCUCUGGUGAUGCGUGCGAAUGAUAGAAUUGCCUUUAUGAAAGCUUACCUUACUUUUCUUUGAUGCGAGAUAGCAUACUCGUAGCCGACAGCCGUAUCUUUGAUUUUAUUUCUUAACUAUAUAAUUCUUAACGAUAGUUAUGUAUGCAAUGCAGCUCGUUGCAAUGCGCCGGAGCGAAACAAUGAAUGGAUCGACGCGCGCGAGUGCUGGCGUUAAUUUUUAAGAUCUCAAUUUGUUUUCUGCGAAAUAGACUGCCAAUGAAUUUGUAGAUAAGAUACUCAAAAAUUGUGUUGCGAAUUACAGGGCAAAAGUCGUAAUAAACCAUUAAUUUAAGUGGUCAACACAUUUUUCCUAGAUUUUGCAGAAUUACAAAUCGAGCCUCGGAACUUAGACUUCAUACUACUGUUUUACCCCAUUUACUGCGCACUAGCAUCUAAUGAAAAAAAACUUACGGAUUAUGCAAGUCAUUAGUUUAAAUAUUAGUUGAACUAUUGAAAUUUCGUGGUCUUGUUUGUUUGACGCAAGUAGAAAGAUGAGUACAUGUACUUAUUUAUACAUCAAUGUUACUUUGAAUUUGUAAUAGUACAUUACCUAACUAGCACGGGAAAAUAGAUUCUUGUCUCAUUCGAAAAGGCAGACGAGAAUCUUGUUGCCGAACAUGUUAGCUACGAUACUUUUCAAAACAACAUGUGGAAAGCGACAAUUUCCUUUCCGCGCGGCAUGUUGAGAAGAUAUGUUUUUAAAAUAUAGUUUUGAAGCCAAAUAAUAAAUCUCUUUCGCGUUUGAUUUUCGAUCAAGAUAUCGAAGAAGUAAAUACGAAUUAAUCGAAGAAGUGAUUAGAAUUUGUAAAUAUUAAUAGUUACGAUGAAAAACCGGUGAAUUGUCAAAGAUUAGCUUACGUAGAUGUUAGAACUUGACCAUGAUAACUGAAAUGCUCACAAGAUGAAUAUCAUUUUAUCCGACAAUGUUAAAUGACAAUCUACAGUAUUAAGUAAAGACAUUUUUCACUUUUUGAAUUACAAUGAUUUAAAGAUUUUUGUAUGUUUUUAACUCUUUUUUACUGCGCAUAUAUAGGCAAAAGUUAAUAAAUUGAA
Molecule: messenger RNA, 3650 nt
Organism: Phymastichus coffea
Lineage: Eukaryota; Metazoa; Arthropoda; Insecta; Hymenoptera; Eulophidae
Product: neprilysin-4-like
Exons: 18
Coding region: 281-2566 (761 amino acids)
Biological process (GO): protein processing
Cellular component (GO): plasma membrane
Molecular function (GO): metalloendopeptidase activity
Source: RefSeq, a predicted model, not a curated record